UAACAACAAAAUUCUUUUUAAGGAUGUAUCAAUUUUAUGUUCGACCUUAGCAAGCUGCACCUUUCUCUCAAAUUUAAUGCUCAAUUUAUGCAAAAAUAAGAUUGGAGCAACAGGUGCAUCAAAAAUAUUUUCUGCUUUAAAAAAUUGCAAAUAGCUCUCGAUUUUAAAUCUAGAUCUAAGUUACAAUUAAAUUGGUACACAAAAUACAUUUGGUCUAGGCUCUGAAUUAGCAGACUGCUAGAAUCUCUAAAAUUUGACUCUGCAUUUUGACUACAAUUAAAUUGAUACAUUAACUGCAAAAGAUUUAGUUUUAACUUUAGCAAGUUGUCCUAAUAUCUCAAUUUUGAUGCUGAAACUUUAUGACAAUUUAAUAGAUGAAUAGGGUGGAUUAGCUUUAGGUUCUGCUUUAAGUAAUUUCAAAAACCUUUCAAACUUGACUCUAGACCUUAGUUAUAAUAGAAUUGGUGAAUUUGGUGCAUAAUAUUUAGGUUAAGCUUUUAUAAAUUGUGCUAGCCUUUAAAAUUUGGCUCUAUAUCUCAUUUACAACUCUAUUUGCUCAUAAGGUGCGUUAAUGCUAUGCAACUCUUUGGCAAAAUGCACUAAUAUAUCAACGUUGUCACUUAAUCUCUAUGAUAAUUUAAUUGGUUCAUAGGCUGCAUCAGAAUUAUUAAAUGUUUUAACAAAAUCCAACAAUAUCUCUAAUUUAACAUUAGAUCUAAGUGAUAACUAAAUUGAUGACGUGGGUGCAUCAGGUCUAGGUUCUGCUUUAGCAAAAAGCAAUAGUAUCUCAAUUUUGAAACUAAAUCUCUCCUGCAAUCAAAUAUGUGCAUAGGGUGCAUUAGACUUGUGCUCUGCUCUUGCAAAAUGUUCUAAAAUCUUAGUUUUAAAUCUAAAUCUUGA
Tetrahymena thermophila SB210 is the source of this 900-nucleotide messenger RNA. RefSeq names its product kinase domain protein. Gene Ontology annotation, biological process: activation of GTPase activity; nucleocytoplasmic transport. The annotation marks the transcript as partial. The transcript has 10 exons. Gene Ontology annotation, molecular function: GTPase activator activity; small GTPase binding. Lineage: Eukaryota; Ciliophora; Oligohymenophorea; Hymenostomatida; Tetrahymenidae. The record is from RefSeq and is a predicted model, not a curated record. Gene Ontology annotation, cellular component: cytosol; perinuclear region of cytoplasm; nucleus.